Messenger RNA from Callorhinus ursinus (northern fur seal), 1605 nucleotides. The record is from RefSeq and is a predicted model, not a curated record. NCBI's taxonomy places the organism in Eukaryota, Metazoa, Chordata, Mammalia, Carnivora, Otariidae.
AUGAUGGACGACGACACAGAGCUGAGGACCGAUGGAAACUCACUCCUAAAGGCGGUGUGGCUAGGGAGGCUCAGGCUGACCAGGCUCCUCCUGGAAGGGGGCGCUUAUAUCAAUGAAAGCAAUGACAAAGGGGAGACAGCUCUCAUGGUGGCGUGCAUCACCAAGCAUGUGGACCAGCAGAGCAUCAGCAAGUCCAAGAUGGUAAAGUACCUGCUGGACAACAGGGCAGACCCCAACAUCCAGGACAAGUCUGGCAAGACGGCGCUCAUCCACGCGUGCAUCAGGAGGGCUGGGGGAGAAGUGGUGUCCCUACUCCUAGAGAACGGGGCGGACCCCAGCCUCGAGGACCGCACUGGGGCUUCAGCCCUGGUCUACGCAAUCAACGCAGAUGACAAAGACGCCCUGAAGCACCUGCUUGACGCCUGCAAAGCCAAAGGGAAGGAGGUGAUUAUUAUAACAACAGAUAAAUCCUCAUCAGGCACCAAAACCACCAAGCAGUAUCUCAAUGUCCCUCCUUCCCCCAAUGUGGAAGACCGGCGGUCACCACCACUGUGCAUGUCUCCUUCAGAGAUUGAACUGAAGGCUCCAGGCCUGGGCUCUCCACCCAGUGAGAGGGAAGAUGAUCUCUUCAGCCUCCAAACAGGGCAUCUGAGUGGUUGCAACACCGCCAAGUCUCUGAAUGAGCCUGGGUCACCCACCAGGAAGGUAGGGAACCUCAAGAGGGCCCGCCUGCCCCAACUGAAGAGGCUCCAGUCUGAACCCUGGGGCCUGAUUGCGCCGUCUGUGCUGGCUGCUAACAUGCGUCAGGACGAGACCCAUGGCCCCAGCCCGGACGGUGAGGUCAUCAAGAGCAUCAGCGAUGUGUCCUUCCCCAAAAGGGGGCCGCUCUCCAGAACCAACAGUAUUGAUGGCAAAGACCCCACCCUCUUUCCCACAGUCACGGAGCAGGUUCUGAAGAUCGCAGCCUCCCUGGCACCAGCAUCCUGGAAGGCAGCCUAUGAGAAGGGUCAGUCUUCCCACCCUCGUCUGGCCCGAAGGGGAACUCUCCCUGUCGACCAGGAGAAGGUGGGUGUCAGUCCAGCAAGCCCCCCUGCUCUCAAAGAUUCAGUGUCCCUCAAACGGCUAGAGAGUGAUCUCCAUGAUUUAGAGUUACAGGCAGGGGCUGAGCAGCUCAGCUCGGGUUCCCUGGAGUCAAGCAAAGGGCCCUUGGACAGGAAGAGGCUCAACGGUUCCCUCCUGGCUCUCUUCCAUGGCCCGCGGGAGUCCCUGGACGCUGCGCCCAGCACGUCCCCCAGCUCGGCGCGCCGCAGGCCACCGCAUCUCCUGGAAAGGCGAGGUUCUGGAACUCUGCUGCUGGACCGAAUUUCUCACACCAGGCCCGGCUUCCUUCCGCCUUUAAAUGUAAGUGUGAACCCACCUAUCCCUGACAUCAGAUCUAGCAGCAAACCUGCUCCCCUUGCGAGUGGCUUAAAAUCCAUGGUUCCCGUUGCUCCAAGUUCACCAAAGAGAGUUGACUUGAGAAGUAAAAGGAAGCUCCUCAGGAGGCACUCUAUGCAAGUGGAGCAGAUGAUGCAGCUGUCGGACUUUGAAGAAGUCAGGACCUAG